Cydia pomonella (codling moth) is the source of this 2876-nucleotide messenger RNA. RefSeq names its product O-acyltransferase like protein-like. The transcript is spliced from 8 exons. The record is from RefSeq and is a predicted model, not a curated record. NCBI's taxonomy places the organism in Eukaryota, Metazoa, Arthropoda, Insecta, Lepidoptera, Tortricidae. The coding region runs from base 1 to 1041 and encodes 346 amino acids. Gene Ontology annotation, molecular function: acyltransferase activity, transferring groups other than amino-acyl groups.
AUGUGGCUUGGUCGUUGCGAUACCGUCAUGUUGACUUACGCUGCCGUGCUCGCUAUAAUAGCUACUUGGAUGAGACGUUUCGGAAACGGCCCCAUGUGGCAGACAGUUGUGGGUGCGGAAGUGGAUGCUUGUCGCCGGGACUGGUACUACCACCUGCUGUAUGUCAACAACUAUGUGGACUACUCGCAAUGCAUGGGACACGCGUGGUAUUUAGGAGCGGACAUGAUGCUAACGGUUUUCGGGCUCCUGAUAUUCUGCGUAUUAAGAAGUUGGCGUGCGCGGAAGAUAGCCAUCGGCGUGGCGUUAGUGGUAGGCGUGCUCACGCCAGCGGUGCACAUCUACUACCAGAACCUGAACGCCAUCGUCUUACUUUCACCAGAAGUCGCCCGCAACUUCCUCGUGAACGACCCAACCUUUAACAACAUGCACAAACGGACCCAUACCAACAUCGUAUGCUAUGCCAUGGGCAUGGCGCUCGGCAUGUGGGUCUAUAAGCUGAUGAACACCAGAUUUGACUUUACAAAGUACAAAAAAUAUCGCGUCAUCUACUGGUGCACGUUUCCCGCUAUGUUACUCCUCGUCAUGAGCGGCGGCAUCUUCUACAUCGACGGCAUCCAGGUCCCGCUGGUUGUGCGCCUCUUGUACUCGCCGCUGGUCAAGGUCCUGUUCGGGAUGAAUCUCGUCGUGUUAACGACAGGGACUGUGUUUAAACUGGAAACGGUGUACCGUGGGUUGCUCGAAUGGCGUGGCUGGGCAGUGUCCGCGCAGUUGUCCUACUGCGCCUACUUAGUGCACGUAUCGGUGAUACGCUACAGCGCGGCCAACCACACCUCCCUGCUGCACGCCAGCGUCUUCCAGAUCGCCCUAACUUACUUCGGACAGCUGGUCAUGACCUUCGUUUUGGCGUUCAUUUGCUGGAUGAUGAUCGAGGCUCCCUUCAGCCAGCUGGUGAAGAUCUGUUUCUAUUCAGCCCCCAAUGAACAGAAGGACAAGGAGACGGAACUAAUAGGAACAUCAAAUUGUAUUACUAGCAGCAAAUAGAAAUCCCUAGCAGAGCUCGGAAACCAUUUUAUUUUUCAAACCGGUUUCGUUCAUUCACCCGGGAAUGAAAAGGAUUUCGUUUCCAUUUGCGGUUACCGGUUAAAGAACUGUUCUUUCGAGAUAACGGUUUAUGCCAAAUACGUUCUCAUUUCAUUCUUGAGGAACGAAAUUAACCAGUUAAAUUUAAGAUAUCAAAGCAAGAUAGAACGAGUAAGUAGUAAUGGUUGUAAAACGGGUAUAUUUUUUUUCUGAAAAAUUAUGACAUUAGACAAAUUUAAGUGCCCAUGAUGUUAAAAGUAAAUAAGAUUUUUAUUGUUUCUUUACUAAUACACUUAGCCAACCGCAAUCAUAUAUAAAAAUUACAACCUUUAACAGAGAAUACUUUAAAACGAACGCCACAAAUUUUCAAGGUUUGAAUUAUCAGUAGGUAUUAACCUACUCAUAUGACCGUUAUUUUUAUUAAUAAUUUAGAAUUUUUACUGUUUAUUCUUACUUAAUUUCUUAAAUUUAAAGAAAAUGGCAGUCUAAAAUUCACUUGCAUCACACCUGCACUAAAAGAUGUGCAAUUCAGCGCAAUACUUGUAACAUAUGUGAGGCUUCACAUACCCAUAGUUUGGAAGGAGGCUACAAUGAAAUAAAACACAUAGAUAUUUUGUUGUAAAUUCGUAACAGCAACAUUUUACUAUGUAAUAUUCAAUCAAAGUAAUUUAUAUGAAUAGAAUAGAAUAGAAUAGAAGAAAUUUAUUCAGAAAACGCUUAAGUUUAGGUAAAACAUGAGACGACAGAAUCAAUUUAUUAUUAAGCGUCACUGAAAAGGUCUCCACUCAGCUUAAUGUCAAGAUACCACCUAAGGGUCUCGACGCUGGUCUUCCGUGGAAACCUAUUCCGUGGAUAUGCUAACAAACAUUAUAUGUAUUCAUUUACUUUAACAAAAAAAAUAUUAUCUAAUCAAAUCAAGCUAAAGUCUGUACGGAAAGAGAAGAGUCGUGGAAUGUAUGGGGCUCAAUACAUUCCACAACUCUUCUCUUUCCGAACAGACUCUAAUAGAAAAGGAAUCUCAAAUCAAAAACAAAGAUUAAAAACUACAUUAUCAACUUAUCAGACUUAUCUCAGAUAACUUUGCAUUCUAUCUGCCCGAUUAGAACUUAAAGAUACGUCGUUUCCAAAAUAUACGAUAUGGAUUCGAUAUGUCAAAAACGUAUUUAAUCCACAUCGUAUCUUUAGCAAAUGUUUGACUUAUCAUAAAGUUCGAAUCAGGCCGUUAAUCACUUAUCCCGCUCUCAUCUGAUUCAAAAGAACCAAAAAAUACUGGAAGCGUUGCUCCGUUACACGGUAAGUACUUACAAUAAUAAUAUAUGUCUCGCUGGUACUUGUACGUACAUGUACUCGUAUUUGCGUGAGCGAAACGCAUGGGCGAAUAACAAACGAUCAGGCCUAUUCCAACCUGCACUGACAUGAAACCGGUAUUAGAAGGAUAUCGAAAUUAUCUGUUAACUGUCAUUCACACGGGCGUCUCGCUCGCACUUACUUGCUACUUUUGAGCUUACCACUCACAUAAAAUAAACAAUGGCCUUUGUUUAACUGAUUAGGGUCUGAGGCUUAAAAAUAACUCCAGAAACUGUACUAAUCCCCACAGUAAACUCAAGAAGGGUUGUGUUGUCGGUACUAAAACAACGAUAAAUAAUAUAACGAAUAAAACCCACAACUCAGGAACAAAUAUCUGUACUCAUCACACUCGUCUUACCGGGAUUCCAACACAGCAACUGGUCAUCAAAAUAGGUACAGGACGUACAUUUGUCUCACCAAACGCAUGUGACACACAAUUAAUUUAACAU